AUGAAUCAAAAUUCCCCCACGUCGUCAUCCGGUCCAGAAGACGCUGCCGAAAACACUGCGGACGAGGAGGAUUCUGAAGAUUAUUGCAAAGGUGGAUAUCACCCUGUCCAAAUUGGCGAGAAAUUCAAGGAUGGAAAAUAUACGGUUGUGCGAAAACUAGGAUGGGGCCAUUUUUCGACCGUCUGGCUCUCUCGAGACAACACGAAUGGCAAGCAUGUCGCAUUAAAGGUCGUGCGAUCCGCUAGUCACUACACGGAAACCGCCAUCGAUGAAAUUAAGUUGCUCCAGAGAAUCGUACAAGCGAAUCCUAACCACCCAGGCCGAAAGUACGUUGUCAGCCUACUUGACUCGUUCGAACACAAGGGACCGAAUGGAGUGCAUGUAUGCAUGGUGUUCGAGGUUCUUGGGGAAAAUCUUCUAGGAUUGAUCAAGAAGUGGCAACAUAGGGGCAUUCCUCGAGAUCUUGUCAUGCAAAUCACAAAGCAGGUGUUAAUGGGCCUGGACUACCUGCAUAGAGAAUGCGGCAUCAUUCAUACAGAUCUCAAACCCGAAAACGUUCUGAUAGAGAUAGGCGACGUCGAGCAGGUGGUAAAGAAGGUGGUGAAGAACGAGAAUUCAGACAAGGAGAAUAACAGGAACGGAAGACGAAGAAGACGAACAUUGAUCACUGGCAGCCAGCCGUUACCGUCACCUCUGAACGCGAACUUUAAUCGCGACAAUCUAUUCCCAUCGACUAAAUCCCACAGCAGCCUCAAUGCUAUGUUACACGAUGCAGCAACGCCAAGUUCAUCUACCAGCGAUAAGCAGGGACAGAGGGAAAAGACAGCUGAACUCCUUACCAAAGAAGUAUCUGGUAUUUCUCUUGAUAAGUCCGCUACUGGCAGCACUGCGUCUACCAGCGAGAAGAAAAAGAGAAAGCGAAAGGGGCCAAUUAUUAACGUCAAGAUUGCGGAUUUGGGAAAUGCUUGUUGGGUCUCUCACCACUUCACAAACGACAUCCAGACAAGACAAUAUCGAUCGCCAGAGGUUAUUUUGGGCGCGAAAUGGGGUGCGAGCACCGAUGUUUGGAGUAUGGCCGCAAUGGUAUUCGAACUAAUCACUGGCGAUUACCUUUUCGAUCCCCAGUCAGGAACCAAGUAUGGCAAAGACGACGACCAUAUCGCACAGAUUAUCGAGCUUCUUGGCCCCUUCCCUAAGGAACUAUGGAAGACUGGUCGCUGGUCCCAAGAGAUCUUCAAUAAGCGAGGAGAACUGCGUAAUAUCCAUCGCUUGCGGCAUUGGGCGCUACCUGACGUCCUACGUGAGAAGUACCACUUUAAGGACUAUAAGGAUCUGCCACCGAAGGAGCGGGAAGAGAAGGAGAAGGCUCGGAGGGAACGAGCCGAGGCCAAGGUCAAGGCUAAGAUGGAAGCAAGGAAAAACGGUGAGGAUGAGGACGCUGUAGAGGACCUCUUCCCGGACGAUGAACCCACCCUCGAGUACCAGCCUUCUGAGGUAUCUGAAUUCCUCCUACCGAUGCUCGAGCUACUACCGGAAAAGCGUGCGAAUGCUGGCGGCAUGUCGAAUCAUCCGUGGUUAGAUGACACGCCGGGUAUGGAGGACAUAAAAAUAGAAGGACUCAUACCUGGAGGCAAAGGCGAGGGUAUUGAAGGCUGGGCCUGCGAGGUGAAGAAGCGGUAG
Molecule: messenger RNA, 1680 nt
Organism: Daldinia childiae
Lineage: Eukaryota; Fungi; Ascomycota; Sordariomycetes; Xylariales; Hypoxylaceae
Product: Protein kinase dsk1
Exons: 4
Coding region: 1-1680 (559 amino acids)
Biological process (GO): protein phosphorylation; regulation of mRNA processing; spliceosomal complex assembly
Molecular function (GO): protein kinase activity; ATP binding
Source: RefSeq, a predicted model, not a curated record